Molecule: messenger RNA, 4644 nt
Organism: Phycodurus eques (leafy seadragon)
Lineage: Eukaryota; Metazoa; Chordata; Actinopteri; Syngnathiformes; Syngnathidae
Gene: fsbp
Exons: 5
Coding region: 29-778 (249 amino acids)
Source: RefSeq, a predicted model, not a curated record
UGAUGUGACUUUUAACCUCUCAAAGAACAUGCCUGGGAAGUGCAAAUUCCAGGAGUCGUGGCUCUCCAAGGACGCCUACAAAGAGUGGCUGGUUAAGGACACCCAGGACAUUCACUUCGCCCGAUGUAGGGCCUGUUGUAAAUCCAUUAAACUUCAGACGAUGGGCGAGGCAGCUCUCACCAGCCACGCUGGGGGAGCUGGCCACAAAGCGGCGGUGCGCAAGCUUGUGGAAGCAGGCAACUUGAGGACAAUAAAUGUUGCUGGGCAGAUGAAUGGCAGCUUGAGUCGGGCUGAAGACAGCAAGGACCACGUGGCUAUCUGCCUGCAGCGUCACGACCUGGACAAGCUACCGGGCAACGACUGGGCGGAUCUGCAACACAGCCCCGCGUCAAAUUCAAGUCCCCACAAUGCCGAGCUGCCGGACGCAUCCUUUCCAACUGCCUACUUCACUGCGGCAGGCACCUCCGGGUUUCUCAGCCAGCGUGUCGUUUCGUCGGCAGGCGUCCGCACCCACGAUGCAGUUGAUCACCAGCAGAGGGCAGAAGUCCUGGAGCAGCAGCAACACAUGAGGCUGCUGGAGUGGGAGAACAGGAUGAAGGUGCUGGCGUGGGAGCAGGAGCUGGUGAGGGAGAAGAUGCGAGCCGCUCGCCAGAAGGUGAAAGCCUUCAGGAUGAAGAAGAAUUACUACAAGGCAAAGCUGAAGAGGAUGGGAGAACACGUGCCGCCGUCCUCCCCCGGCAGCAGCGACGAAGAAAGAGACCCCGAUCCCACAGGAUAAGCAGAGUUUGUACUUUUAGCCUAUUAGCGCUUGUCCCAAUGCCACUGAACUAUUCUCACACAUGGUUUUCUACCUAAAUCCUUAUUAUUGUCUGUCGCCUCAUUAGCCUCUCCUGCACAAGAAGAACAUUUGCAAGUGUAGAACAAGGUACGACAUUAGGCCCACUUCUUUUUUUUGGGUUACUCUUUAAGUGAGCACCAAGGCACCAAUUAACAGUAUUUGUCAGCAUUAGAAUUCUCACCACAGACAGAUUUAUAACUUUAAAUCCCAGCUGACAUUUAAGUAAGAGGCAGGGCACUCCCGACUGGUCACCAGUCAAUCGCUGGGUACACAAAGACAAACAACCAUUCACAGCUACUGUAUGGUAUGGCAGAUGUGCUAACCACUCGGUCACUUUGCUGCCCGGGGUCAAAUCGACGUGUAUCAAUCCUGACGUCGGCACCCACGAAGAACUUAAAAUUAUUGAAAUCAGCAUAUUUAUCUAGAUUCAUGGAUACAUAUUUUGGAAUCUGACCCUGACGUCGUACAGUUCAGAAUUCGACUGUAAUUUUCAUGUUUAACUUAAAAAAUGUUAAACUAUUACUUCAAACAUUGCCUUUUGUGACAGUUUGACCCUGGAUUUUUUUUCUAUUUCUAGUAUUAAAUAAUGCUAAGUUAUGAACUGUUGUCUCAGCAAUCUGCAGAGGAACAAAAACAAUGUGAAGUCAUGCCAAUGAGCUCGCUAAUACUAACUUCAAUUUAAGCUUUGAGCAAAAUACAGUGCUGUGAAAAAGUACUGGCCCACUCCUCCAAUUCUUAUAUUUUUGCAUAGUUUCCCCACUUUAAUGUUUAAGAUAAUCAAACAAAUGUAAAUAGACAAGUAUAACCCAAGUGAACUUAAAAUGCCGUUUGUAAAUGGUGAUUUCAUUUAUUAAGGAAAGAAAACUAUUCAAAGUUACCUAUAUAUAGUAUAAAUAUAAGAAUUUUAGAAGGGAGCAAUACGUUUUCACAGCACUGUAUCUACAUCACUAGCGAAGUUCUCCGCUCCCGAGCCAGCGCUGUCAACAUAACGAGCACGUGCUCUCAUAAGUGGGUCUUCUACACUGAGGUAACCAACCAUAGGAAUGGGGGCAGUCUUCACCAAAUACGGACCAAAGCGGAUACAAAAUGUGGUCAAACAUAAGUAGCUGUCAGAGGGGCCUUUUCUGGACAGUCUUAUGACAAAACCAAGGUGUUUUUUUUUUUUUUAAAAUGAAAUUGACACUUUUAUACCAAGUCCAUGUUAGAGAGUCAUUCUAUGGCGGUCUAAAUAGCCAAAAUAUGGAACCUUUAAAGCAUGAGUUAUUAUUAGCUAGUGUAAUGGGCUGAAAGGAAUCUUUUGUUUACCAAUUUUGCUCUUAAGGGCAUCAAACUGCUUGCACUAAUGCUGCUGAAUCCUAGCUACCAAGCUUUCUCUUUGAUCUCCCUUUACAUCGCACAGCCACAAAGGACAUUGAACUGCUUUUGAAGUUUUAUAUUGCGUUUGAUAUUUGUCAUGUGUGACUACAGCAUUCACGUCAUAUUUGAUUCUGCAGUCUACCUAGAAAUAGAAGUUUGUAUGAGCAUGUAUAACUUUUAAAUCUACUAAAAAAAACAACACCUGAAUGUAAUGAAUAAACAUUCAGUGCCAUGAAUAAGUAUUGGCUAUAUAUAUAUAUUUUUUUUUUCAGUUUCCCCACUUUGUUUAAGAUCAUCAAACAAAUGUAAAUAUGAGACAAAUAUAACCUCAACAUAAAAUGCUGUGUUAAAUGGUGAUUUCAUUUAUGAAGGGGGGUGGGGGGGGGGGAAGCUAUUCAGUUACCUGGCCCUGUGUGAAAAAAUAAUUGGCCCUCUAAACAAUAACUGGUUGGGCCAUCCUCAGCAGUAACAACUGAAAGUUUUCUAUAACUGGCAAUGAGUCUUUCACAUCUCUGUGGAGAUAUUUUGGCCUACUCUUCCAAGCAGAAUUGUCUGAAUUCAGCAAAAAUUGAGGGUUUUCGAGUAGGAAUGGCCUUUUUAAGGUCAUGCCACUGCUUUUCGAUUGGAUUGAAGUCUGGAUUUUGACUGAACCACUCCAAAACCUUCACUUUGUUUGUUUAAGCUAUUCAGAAGUUGACUUGCUGGUGUGAUUUUGAUCGUUGUCCUGCUGCAGAACCUAAGUCACUUGAGGUCACAAACUGAUGGCUGAACAUUCUUCUUCAGGAUUUUUUGUUAAAGAGCAGAAUUCAUGGUUCCAUCCAUCACAGCAAGUUGUCCAGGUCCUGAAGGAGCAAAGCAGCCCAAGACCAUCACACAACCACCACUAUGUUUGACUGUUGGUAUGAUAUUCUUUUUCUGAAAUGCUGUGCUACAUUUACACCAGAUUUAGCACACCUUCCAAAAAGAUCAACUUUCAUCUCGUCCAUCCUUGUAUUCUCCCAAAAGACUUGGGAAUCAUUCAGAUGUUUUGUUUUGUCCCCCCCCCCCCCCCCGAAAAUGUACUUUUUGGGCAGCAGUGACUUUCGCCUUGGAACUCUGCCAUGGAUGCCAUUUUUGCCCAUCCAUCCAUUUUCUGAGCAGCUUCUCCUCACUAGGGUCGCGGCCAUGCCGGAGCCUAUUCCAGCUAUCAUCGGGCAGGAGGCGGGGUACACCCUGAACUGGUUGCCAUUUUUGCCCAGUCUCUUCCUUAUUGUUGUGUCAUGAACACUGACCUUAACUGAGUCAAGGGAGGCCUGCAGUUCUUUACAAGUUGUCCUGAGUUUCUUUGUGGCCUGAUGAGUCAUUGCUAUUGUCUUGGGGUAAUCUUUGUAGGCCGGCCACUCCUGUUAUCUACACGUAAGAGUAAUGGCUCUCCCAAUGGUUCGCUGGAAUCCAAAAAGCUUUAGAAAUGGCUUUUGUAACCCUUUCCAGACUGAAAAAUGUCAAUUACUUUAUUUCUCAACUGUUCUGGAAUUUCUUUGGAUCGUGUUAUUUUGUUGCAGCUUUUUUUCUUUUGUCUGACUUGAUUUUGUCGGGACACAUUGUGUUUAAGUGAUUUCUUGAUUAAGGGCUGUAGGUAAUUAGGCUUGAUGAUUAUGAUGUGAUCAGUGAAAAUUAACCAGAUAUUGUGAAUAGCCACAAUUCAUGAUUUCACAAGGCAGGUAAUUACUUUUUCACACAGCGCCAGGUAACUGAAUACUUAGCAUUUUUUUCAUUAGCAUUUAAAAAACAUUUAAUGUUCACUUGGGUUAUAUUUGUCUAAUAUUUACAUUUGUUUGAUCUUAAACAUUAAAGUGGGGAAACUAUGCAAAAAUAAGAAUUUGAGAAGGGGGCCAAUACUUUUUCACGGCACUGUACCUGACAUGGUCAGAAGGAAGCUCAUACCUUGACCCAGUUUGCCUUUACCGUUUUAAUAUUGACGAGACAAAUUCACCCAUUUCAAGACAUACUCACCGUAAAGGGAUGUGCUCACAUUCACAGACUUAAGCCCUCCUUUUCAGAUUUCAGGCAAUGUACAGUAUUCAUAUAAUGGACCAAAAUGGAUCAGUGAUUCGACAAAAUGUUUUUAUUUUUUUUCCCCCUCCUUUCAGCUACUGUAGAUUUGAUUGAAGUUGAUCCUCAAGUUUUGGACAAGCACACACAAUAAAACAGGCAUGUAGGAAGGAAUACAUUAGUUUUUUAAUGUCCAACAUAUCGCUUGUAUCCGUGGUAACAGGAACUGUCAUGGUUGCAUGCUGCAAAUACCUUGCUGAGCGCAGGGAAUGAGGCAUCCCAUCAUAAAUACAAAUGCAACACAAACAUCACCAUUCAUCAUAUUGCCACAUUCUUGUUUCUUUCCUUGACAUUCCCUUCUCGAUUCAACCACUUUUCCUCCUUGCUGUAAUUGUGUGAUGCUGAACGUUGCAUUAAAA